Messenger RNA from Lecanosticta acicola, 2582 nucleotides. The record is from the annotation of a GenBank genome assembly. NCBI's taxonomy places the organism in Eukaryota, Fungi, Ascomycota, Dothideomycetes, Mycosphaerellales, Mycosphaerellaceae.
AUGGCCGCCGCUGCUACCACUGCCAGCGCGGUCAAUGGCCACCUCACCCCGCCUGUCCGCUCCGAUGCCGACGCCGAUGGACCUAGCAAAAUCGAGACCGACUUCAGCGCAAACAAGCGAAAGCGUGAAGAUGACUUGUCCGAGGCUAGCACCGCUGCUGCGAAUGCUCGAGACGGCCAGGUUCAGCGUGACAUAUUGCACGUCUUGAGGAGGUAAGCAUGCGACUGCCAGACAUACAGGUGCCGUACCUCUAACACUAUCUAUACAGCCACGACCCGGACUCAUCCUUCCUCAACCACCGCUUCAUCGACAGUCUCUCCCACCAAAAUUGUCCGAAAAAACCACGAUUGUCCGAUCCGAGCAAUCAGACCUUCACGAUAUCUACAAAGUUGGACCAUGGCUCAUAUACUUCUCUCCGCCAGCUGAAGGCAGAUGCAGACACAGUGGGCGAAGAGCUGGUCACCGAAAUCAGAUCAAAAGCCAAGGACAGGGAGAGUACGGGCAAUCGUACCACGGUCGGAGAAUUGAAGCAGAUCCAGCGCAUACAGAUGAUCCAGCGUCUAGUCAGGGAAAUCGUGGAUAGAGAAUCUCAGUAUGACGACGCCCAAACCAAGGACGUUGGGCCUAAGGACGCCGAGCCCAAGGAGGAGAGCAGUACACCUGCCGUAGGUCAUGAGACCGCAGAUGCUACCGCCAAAGCUGGUACCGUGCUCACACUAUUUGGAAAUGCACCCACGCCCAAGCAGCUCUUUUCCUCAUCGCAGAUGCCACCCAAGGCAGAAGGGCAAGGACUCAUCAAAUCCGAGCUGCUUGUGGAAGAAAUGACCCUACCGAACGGGAUCUCUGCUACGAAACUUAUGCCUGUGCCCUCUGACCAUUCCACGAAACUGCCGCUGCUGGAGGACGUCUUCCCUCCGCCCUACAAUCUGCCGGCCUUGAACCCUCCCAGGACUCAUAAGCGGUCGUCCACCCGCGACAACAAGGUCACGUGGGAGUUCAAGGACUCCACUGUGCGGAAUAAGAAGGGAGGCUACACUGUUCAGCCGCAGAACGCGGGCUCCUGGCUAGGAUACGGUGGCGUCGAUGAUAGUGAUUCCAACUCGACGCGGGAGAAACGCAAAGAACGUACCCGUGCUCUGAGCACCAGUGCGGACACAGUCGAGCGUCCUAGCAAAGCUCUCUCUGAGGAAGCCCAGGCCAGAGAAGAAGAAGCUCUCUUCCGAAGAGCUUACUCGAGCUUUGCACCAACGUAUGACGACUCGAACGCCCCCAUUUCCACGGAGACGAAGAAUCUCGUCUGGUGGCACAAGGUCGGGAAUAAGCGAUUCAAUAGCGUGUUGGCGAUUGACCCAGCGCUCAUGGACGAGACCGAGCGGAGCAGCAUACCGCCCCCUCAAGAACAGGCCUCAGCACAGGAUGAAGACUUCUCACGAGUCGUGAAAGACCUUGACGAGCUCGACGGUCUCGAGCCAGACCCUGAACCCGUCAAGUCAAAGACUGCUGUGGAUCAUGUGUUGCGUGAAGUAUCCGAGCUUCUCGAGACGCUUGCGUCUCAUCAGCGAAUCCGAAAUGCCACUCUAGCGUCUGCGUCUGCCGCUUCUAGAACACCCAUCAGCCCAUCACCAGCUGUCUCCUCCAAAGUCAACAAACCUGAUGAACCGUCAGAAGAUGAAUACUCGACCUACCGCAGUCUUCAACGAGAAUUGGCCUAUCUCAUCUUGAAGUUACCGCCGUAUGCUGUUGCCAAGCUGGACGGAGACCAGCUUGCAGAACUAGGCGUAAGCAAGCUUCUCAAAAUCCAACCUAGGGAUAUCAAGGGCACUAUGGAGGAAGAUCAUGUUGCCCGACAGGCCAGACUAUCAGCAACGGCAACUACAAACAGCAUUACCACGCUUGCUCGUUCCAACUCCUCCGCUGGGCAGCAUUAUAACACCACUGCUCAGCGCACUCCCGCGAUCGGACAAGCGGCGAAUACGAGAUAUGGCCAGCAGUACGGUUCACGCGCGCCUGCGACAGCACCUGCGUUUCAGCGACAGGCAAGCAACCCUCAGCAUUACGGCACACCAACCGCCGCGGGUCCGAGGCCAGGCUACCCUCAACCCAAUCAGUGGCCUCGACCAGGCGCACAGCCUGCCUACGGUCAACCGAAUGGACAUCAGUAUUACCAGCGUCCACAGCAAACGCCGACGGGCUAUGGCCACUACGGCCAGCAGUAUCAACAAACGCCCCAGGCUCAGCAGCGAUACAACCCACAGGCGUACGCUCAAAAUCGCCCCGCCGCCAACGCGGUAGCUUAUCAAACCAAUAGCGCGGUACAACAGCAGGGCUUCACUCGCACUGUGUCACCUGUAAAGGCGGCCGGCUAUCCCGCAGUUUCAAUGGCGCCAGCGCAGACCCCGCGGCCGAUCUAUCCCACCGGUCAGCCUAGCUCAGGACGAGCCACGCCCACCGGUUACCCAUCUCAGCCACACACUCCCGUCAACGGUUUUGGGCCUCGCCAACCCCCUGGCAUUGCGCCUAGACCCGCGAGCUCGACGCCGCAGCCUCCGCCGCAGCCGAUCCAGUCCAACGGAAAUACGUGA